GUUCCGCGCUCCAUUCUAACCAGUUCAGUUCGACGAAGUGUCAACCGACGAAGUAGUAGCAGCAAACGCGUUUCUGUUCCGCAAACAUCUGUUCCUGCGAGCGGUCUGUGCUUUGCGGCCGGAAACCGGAGUGACAAAAAGCUUCCAUCCUUGGGAGUUUUUCGCGGCUGGUUCGCCCUUUCGCCAAAAUAUCAGGGCUUGCCGUAUCCUCAAGCAGGCGGCGAAGGAAAUACAUACUUUCACAUCUCUACACAUUCUGGCUUGCUCUGCUGGUGGAAGGUUGAUAGAAACGUACAGAAAAAAGGUCAAGGGACAAGGAUGGCCCCGAACGCAACUGUGGAGGCAACCGGCGUGCUGAACGAGCUUGACGCCGAAACGAUCGACGGAGGUUUGGCGAAGGAUGUGACCCCGCUGAAGCGUGCGGAAAAGCGCAAGAUAAAGCUGGUUUGGAGGAAUGUAAUUGCAUUUGGUUACCUUCAUCUGGCCGCCGUUUACGGUGCCUUUCUUAUGCUGACAUCGGCCCGUCUCUACACUAUCGCAUUCGCAUUUGUUCUGUAUGUCGUAUCUGGGCUGGGCAUUACGGCAGGAGCGCACCGACUGUGGGCCCAUCGAUCGUACAAGGCGAAGCUACCCCUGCGCAUCAUACUGGCCGCGUUUAACACGAUCGCGUUCCAGGACUGUGCGCUGCAUUGGGCCCGUGAUCAUCGGGUGCACCACAAAUACUCCGAAACCGAUGCCGAUCCGCAUAACGCAACUCGUGGAUUCUUCUUUUCGCACAUCGGUUGGUUGCUGUGUCGCAAGCACCCGGAAGUCAUCGCCAAGGGCAAACAAUUGGACAUUGCGGACUUGGAAAGCGAUCCCGUGCUGCGCUUCCAACGCAAACAUUACAUGAUUCUGAUGCCGCUGGCCUGCUUUGUUCUGCCCACGAUUGCUCCGGUGUACUUCUGGAACGAAACCUGGACCAAUGCGUGGUUCGUUGCCACGCUGUUCCGCUGGACAUUCAUUCUGAACGUGACCUGGCUGGUGAACAGUGCUGCCCAUAAGUGGGGCGAUAAGCCGUACGAUAAGUCUAUCUCGCCCUCGGAGAAUCGCACAGUGGCUUCGUUCGCUUUUGGCGAAGGAUGGCAUAACUAUCAUCACGUGUUCCCGUGGGAUUACAAGACGGCCGAGCUGGGCAACUACCGAAUGAACCUGACGACGGCAUUCAUCGAUUUCUUUGCCAAGAUUGGUUGGGCGUACGAUCUGAAGACGGUCUCGCAGGAAAUAGUGGAGAAGCGCGUCAAGCGUACCGGUGACGGUACCCACACGACCUGGGGCUGGGGCGACAAGGAUCAGGAUCAGUACGAGGUGAAACAUGCAACCAUCAUCAACCAGAAGGAGGAUUAAAAUAAUCAUCAUGCAAGGAGGGGAUUAGUGUUACACCGUCCGAGAACACAACAUGUUGGCGGAGUGAUGAUACUGAUACACAUCUUGGAAAGAAUUCAUAGAGCUCAAAACUCAUUCACGAUGAGAAGCAGGGAAGAGGUGCAGAGACUAAAAUUGUAAUGCUGUGUGAUAGAAAAGAAAUCGAAUGAAGGAAAACAAAUAGGUGGGUGUGUGUGGGGCGAGAACUCGCAGUUCUAUUUAGAAGUUGCGAGACACAAAACAAAUGGGAAAGAUGGUUUACAAACUAAUGCUCGAAGCAAAGAAUAAUAACAUCAACAAAGGCUGGUUCACAUAAGUUACGUAACGUUAAAAACACAUCCCCAAACGCAAAACGCACUUACCGAUUAGGAACACAUGAUCGGAAACUAAAGGCCGUACAUUUUGGAAAGUAAGAAUAAUGUCAGAUUGUCAUUUGCACUUUCGUUACGCAACACCAGGCGUACCACAACAGAUAAUGGAUGCGAUAUUGAAAAGAAAACAGGGUUUAACGUUAGUAGGGUUCCAGGAUUGCGUGGGGACAAGGGUAGAAGCCUCCAUUUAAUGCACGGCACUGAGCCAUCCAUUGAUUUAACCCAGUUUGUGACAGAAAGAUUGGUGUAGCGAAAAGAAGUAACUUACCUCCCACAAGGGUUUGUGAGACAACAACACGUACGGCGGCAACUCUUUGUGAUAGGAGCAAAUGUUUGUUUUGCUUGUUUUGUUCUUCAAGAUGAGCGCACUCUAGAGAUUAGCUUCCAUGUUCUGCCACAUCCUUCGGAUUAGUAAUAUGCGCUGAUACAGUUCAAAACGGAAACUAGUGACUGUUCCAGUAUAGUUAGGCGCGUGGGGUGGGCACGAUUUUUUGGUUAAAUAGUUUGUAGUAAGAGGGGUGGGAUUUGGACGCCAAUUUCGAACCGGUGUGGUUCAUCGAUGUUUCGAAAGUUCAAUUUGCGUAGCUAUAAGUUAGUAAUUUAUUGUUCAACUCCUCCCUCUGCGAGGGGUCACACCAUGGCGCCAUGCAAUGAAGUUUUUCUCUCUCUUCGGGGUUAGAAUUGUGUGUAAUCUUUCUAUACUCUCUGGAACAAUACAUUGCAGCAGUGCGAGCAAUUGGUUGAUAUAUUGUAAAAGUUCGUUAACAUUUGAGAGGCCAUCACCAUCGGCAGAAACAGCAGCGCAUUCUUGACGAAGCGGAGAUACAGAGUUGGAGUUAGGCAUACAAUUGAAUUGAUUGGAGAGUCGGAGGAACUUAUCUAUGCAUGUUGUGUGUAGGGUUGAAAUAAAAUGGAAAGCGUAUACAUUAGAAUACAGGCGCCAUGCAUUGAUUACUGUACCUGAAGUCCGGAUAACUCUAGACCAAGGUCAUGAUACUCAGGAAGCGUAAUUACAGUACAGAGUUACUGUAAACAAUUACAUGUUUGUUCGCUUUUGUUUCUUCGCAUUUUGCUCGCCGUAAUAUGCGAACUUUCCGAAAUCCUGUUCCGUUGGUGCGGCUAGAGAUCGGAAAUCUUUUCCGAUCACAAUCUGGGUUAGAUCGUGUGAUCAGCUUGAGUGAAUCGAGAUGGAAUUCUAAAAGACAGCUCGGUUUAAGACUGUUCUUCGCUUUUGUAAAGUGAAAUGAACAUCGAGGAGAAGGCUGAAUAACACCAAAUGCACUUAUAUACGCAAGGACUUGGCGAGUAAUGGGACAACGUUCCAUCGGGCAGGCAUAUCGAGCAAGAAUGGGGCUUUUCAACGAAUUGGCUUUAUUAUUGUACAAGAUCCGGCACCAUUUAUCUCUAGCUUGCACUUCAACGUCAAGAACUAUUAU
This is a messenger RNA of Anopheles moucheti, 3211 nucleotides long. Its product is annotated as acyl-CoA Delta-9 desaturase-like. The transcript is spliced from 5 exons. The record is from RefSeq and is a predicted model, not a curated record. The coding region runs from base 319 to 1386 and encodes 355 amino acids. Gene Ontology annotation, cellular component: endoplasmic reticulum membrane. Gene Ontology annotation, biological process: unsaturated fatty acid biosynthetic process. Gene Ontology annotation, molecular function: iron ion binding; stearoyl-CoA 9-desaturase activity. NCBI's taxonomy places the organism in Eukaryota, Metazoa, Arthropoda, Insecta, Diptera, Culicidae.